Molecule: messenger RNA, 1466 nt
Organism: Diachasmimorpha longicaudata
Lineage: Eukaryota; Metazoa; Arthropoda; Insecta; Hymenoptera; Braconidae
Product: protein abrupt-like
Exons: 3
Coding region: 359-1225 (288 amino acids)
Source: RefSeq, a predicted model, not a curated record
GCGGAGGAAGAGAGGUCACACCUCGGUUGAAGGCCGCGCAUUCAAAUCUCUGAGAAUCACAAACUGUCUCGACGAAUCAGUAAUCUCAAUUCAAGGCAAAUAGUCUUUCAAAUAUCCUGGAGUCGUCCAAAUAGUGUUAUUGUACUUGUGCCGCUUGACGAGAGGCGUUUGCGCCUUAAUGAACGGUUUUACGGUCGCAUGUGGUAGUUUCGGAUUUACCGGGCUUUCGUUGACGUUUUUUCAACUAUAAAAAGUGAAGAGAACACGUAAUCCACGAUCAGUUGCGUUCUUGAGUGCCGAUAUAUCAUCGUACCUGCCAUAAAUUUCUUCACAACGUUAACACGGGCGAAAAGACGAAAUGCUGCUGCACUAUUUCCUCCCCGUUUUUUUAUUUUGCUGCACUGGGUCAGUGCGCUGCAGUGACAACAUCGUGUUCCCCGAUCAGAUCGCCUCAAGGAGGAACACUGAGGCAGGAGUGAAAUUCAACGCUGAUGAUCCUGAUAGAUUUCACAGGACAAAUACAGUUGGGGGUAACACAUAUAAUGCGGGAAUAGAUGGUUCCAACUCGUGGAGAAACGAACAAUCGAGGGGUGUCGGUCAUCAUCAACAACCGAAUGAAGGGGGCUAUCGUUCUCCAGACUCUUGGCCUUUGCCAGGGACGCCCAGAAAAAUGAAGCCAGGCUUUCCCGAAUUACCCGGUUUCCCAGAGUUCCCGUCAAGUGGAAAUUCCCAAUCAAACGCAAAUGCCGAGAGCAAUUCUCAGGCGUCAAAUGGACGUGCAACUAGCAAUGCCCAAGCACACGCCCAAUCCCAAGGACCCAAUGGCCCAUCGAAUAUUGGACCCUAUCCCGGCUUCCCGAAUUACUCACAGCAGGCAAAUGCCGGGGGAAGUUCUCAGGCGUCGGACGGCUUCGCGAGCAGCAAUUCUAAUUCAAACUCGCAGACCCUGGGAUUCGGCGGUGGAGCUGCCAGUGCUUCGUCCGCAGCAUCGGCCACCACAGGAAUCGUCAAUGGUCGACCAGUGGCUGCUGCCGCCGCGAGUGCAGCGGCUGCGAGUGCAGGCGGCAUCGGAGUCGCCGGAACUGUCUCCGUUUCCUCAUCUUCUGCAUCAUCCUCGGGAAACUACGACAAAUCUCCCUGGUUCUACAGGAACCGCUCAGCCGCUGACGAUGCGAAUGACGCUCCCCUCACCGACACCCAAGAUAAAAUUAUUUUUCCCAACUGAGAGUGAUGUGUGUGCAUUGAAUUUUUCUUAACUCCAUUAAAAUAAUUUUUAAUAAAGAACAAAUGAGCUCAAGCUAACUCCGCAUCUGACAACUUAAUGAAAAAUAUUGAAUCUCAGCUGCGGGUGUAAACGACUUACGAAAGGUUUCACAUAAUCACCUGACAUCAAUCACUGUAAAUAACUGUUAAUUAAUUAUUCAUGAGAUGUAGAGUCGUUUUAAGAGUAAAGAAUUCAAUGAGGA